Molecule: messenger RNA, 336 nt
Organism: Striga asiatica
Lineage: Eukaryota; Viridiplantae; Streptophyta; Magnoliopsida; Lamiales; Orobanchaceae
Source: the annotation of a GenBank genome assembly
AUGGAGUUAGCGUACGAUAUACCUUCGUCAUGCUUAGGAGUCGUGACCAAUAGGUGCGACCUCAAGGUUGCCGAUCAUGUAUUGGAGAAGCUAAAUGAUGUACAUAAAGCUCUAUUUGUGAAAUCAUGCUUCCGGCCACUAGUGCACAUUCCUAAUUUGAAAUUGGCAGGCCCGCACAAGAGGAUAGCCACUGGAUCGAAGUCCGACCGCCGCGGAUCGCAACUUCUUGCUGAACACCGGCCCCGUAUCCGGCGUGAGCAGUGUCCGUUAGGGGUCGUCGCCGUCGACGGAGGUCCGCCGCUACCAGGCUUGGGACGCGGUGUGAAGAAGACAUAA